GAGAGAGAGAGAGAGAGAGAGAGAGAGAGAGUCUUUGAAGUUCUGUGAAAACUGAAGUUGAGGUUUCCUGGAGAAGAAGCCACUCGAAAUCCAAAAUGGAUGUGAUUAAAACGCAGCAAAUCUCAGCGAGGCCGAUUGAGAAGGUCAUAGUCCACCCUCUCGUUCUCCUCAGCAUCGUCGACAACUACAACCGCGUCGCCAAGGACACUCGCAAGCGCGUCGUCGGCGUUCUCCUCGGUUCCUCCUACCGCGGCACCGUUGACGUCAGCAACAGCUACGCCGUGCCGUUUGAAGAAGAUGACAAGGACCCUAGUAUCUGGUUCCUUGAUCACAACUACCAUGAAGCCAUGUAUUCUAUGUCGAAAAGAAUCAACGCAAAGGAGCAUGUUGUGGGAUGGUACAGCACAGGCCCAAAGUUGCGAGAAAAUGACUUGGAUGUUCACAGUUUGUUUACCGACUAUGUUCCAAAUCCUGUCUUGGUCAUAAUUGAUGUCCAACCGAAGGAGCUGGGAAUACCCACAAAGGCUUACUGUGCUGUUGAGGAAGUUAAAGAGAAUGCUACCCAGAAAAGCCAGAAGGUGUUCGUUCACGUGCCCUCUGAAAUUGCUGCACAUGAAGUUGAGGAAAUUGGAGUGGAGCACUUGCUUAGGGAUGUGAAGGAUACAACCAUUAGCACUCUUGCAACAGAGGUAACUGGGAAACUCACAGCUUUGAAGGGAUUGGAUGCAAGACUCCGUGAGAUUCGAAGUUAUCUAGACCUUGUUAUAGAUGAGAAACUCCCAUUGAAUCAUGAGAUUUUGUACCACCUACAGGAUGUGUUCAAUCUACUUCCAAAUCUUAAUGUUUCUGAGUUGAUUAAGGGCUUUGCAGUGAAAACAAAUGAUAUGAUGCUGGUCAUCUAUCUUUCCUCCCUCAUCCGAAGUGUUAUUGCUCUUCACAACCUGAUCAACAACAAAAUGCAGAACAAGGAGCACGAAAAGGCAGAAGACUCUAAACAAGUGACUGUACCAGCCGCAGCGAGCUAGAAGAGUUUAAAAUUACGACUUUCAAGGGAUGCAAUGCGGACUUUCAGUUCUAUCCAGAUGUAUUUCAUGUUUGAAUUGGAGGAAUGCAUAUAGAACUUGCCCGAUGGUGCUUUAUGAACAAUGAUGUCCGGGUUAUCUAUUAAUAUUGAUAAACCAUCUUGUACUUUAA
This is a messenger RNA of Argentina anserina (silverweed cinquefoil), 1194 nucleotides long. RefSeq names its product 26S proteasome non-ATPase regulatory subunit 7 homolog A. NCBI's taxonomy places the organism in Eukaryota, Viridiplantae, Streptophyta, Magnoliopsida, Rosales, Rosaceae. The transcript has 10 exons. Gene Ontology annotation, biological process: proteasome-mediated ubiquitin-dependent protein catabolic process. Gene Ontology annotation, cellular component: proteasome complex; proteasome regulatory particle. Gene Ontology annotation, molecular function: protein binding; metallopeptidase activity. The record is from RefSeq and is a predicted model, not a curated record. The coding region runs from base 96 to 1025 and encodes 309 amino acids.